GCUGCUGCUGCUGCUGCUUUUGUGCUGUCGCAGAGCGUGCACCAAUGGCGUCGUCACCACGCUCCCAGAUAUCGCCGCUCUCUCUAUCAAAGUCCCUUGCUCAUGGCACUCUGCCCCUACCCACCUCAUCCCAUCAGUCGGGAGAUUCAAGACUGUUGCCAAUACGAAGUUGCAAUUUCAGCGUGGAUACGCGAAAUCAGGCUUAUAAGAGAUACGGGCGCUGUCACGAGUGCACUUCUGCAUCGGGCCCGGGUUGAGAAUGAAGUCGACGACUAUGCGAGUGCCAAGUGUACUAGGUAGGUACAAUAGUUGUGCUAGAUGCCACAGGCAGUCC
This is a messenger RNA of Colletotrichum navitas, 334 nucleotides long. RefSeq lists its product as uncharacterized. Bases 45 to 257 code for a protein of 70 amino acids. NCBI's taxonomy places the organism in Eukaryota, Fungi, Ascomycota, Sordariomycetes, Glomerellales, Glomerellaceae. The transcript is spliced from 2 exons. The record is from RefSeq and is a predicted model, not a curated record.